AUGGGAAUUCGACGCCGACUACGCAGUUGUCUUUCCAGCUUCGCGAUCGCCAUCCGCGUCUCGGUCAUUUCACACAAGGCAGUAGCCGAAACUUUCGCCGGUGGCAUUCUCGGAGGGAGUUCGAAUUCGAGACCACAACCAAUUCAGAACGGAGCGAGCGUCUGCACAAGCAGGAAGUUGCCGAGGCGCUUGUGCACUUACAGUGAACGCACAGCAACUUCCUUCGCGGAGGGCACUGGUCAACACAAGGCUCAAGAAAGUAUGGAAAGCUGGCAGGAUUUCUGCUGGCAGAUCCGGAGUGCGAGGCGUAGAGUGGCUGAUAAACUUGAUUCGUUGUAUGCGUACGAGAUUCCCACCAUACCGGGUGAACAAGGCAGACUAAAAGACUAUUUGAGAAACCCUCCGUUCUUGACCCGUUAUGGGCCUACGUACAAGACAACUCAAGCAAAUCCAGAACACUUCACUGAUAUUGGAGCGGACAAGAGGGAGAUGUCGCCUAUUGCCUUGCUGCGUCAAAAGGAGCCUUCUGAAGCGGCAGGCGUUCGCGAAGACGUAGAGGGUUCGACGGUGGUGCUAGAACGUGGUGAUUAUGCGUCUCCAACCGAUUUGCUUGCUCUUGAAAGCCUGUCGGAGAACUAA
Besnoitia besnoiti is the source of this 639-nucleotide messenger RNA. RefSeq lists its product as uncharacterized. Lineage: Eukaryota; Apicomplexa; Conoidasida; Eucoccidiorida; Sarcocystidae. The record is from RefSeq and is a predicted model, not a curated record. The transcript has 6 exons. The coding region runs from base 1 to 639 and encodes 212 amino acids.